Poecilia latipinna (sailfin molly) is the source of this 1118-nucleotide messenger RNA. RefSeq lists its product as uncharacterized. Bases 78 to 1091 code for a protein of 337 amino acids. The transcript has 4 exons. Gene Ontology annotation, cellular component: cytoskeleton. Lineage: Eukaryota; Metazoa; Chordata; Actinopteri; Cyprinodontiformes; Poeciliidae. The record is from RefSeq and is a predicted model, not a curated record.
AACUCACGAAGAAGAAGGUAGGGACCUUCAGAAGUAGGAACGACUGUUAACCACUACGAAGGACGCUUUGUUGGUAAAUGUUUACAGGAAGCAGAAUGGACAUGACUGCGCAGCCAGAUCACGCCUACACCAACACCAUGUGUGAUGGGAUUAUCCCGACGGAGUUCACUUAUAAAAUGAGCAACAAAGAAAUUGAAAACUUUGUGAAAUUGCGGGCCUCAAACAGUUACCUCUUCUCUGGAUUGAGAAAUAGUUCCAAGUGGGCAUGGAGGGCCAUCCUGAAACAUAUGGGCUUGCAUCACAGGAUGACCCAUCGUCAAGCCUCUAAAAAAUUUGAAAACCUGAAGAAGAGAUACAAGGAGUUGAAGAAUCCCCCACCAGGAGUCAAAGUGGUGCCUCAGUCAUGGCCUUUCUUCUCCCUGAUGGAUGAUGCCAUGGAGGGUCGACUGCAGAGCUCAGCCCCCAUCCUCAAGGCCCUUCCUAAUAACAGCAACGUUGGCGAUUUUUUAAUAGCACCCACACGCAAAAGGAGAAAGGUUUCCAACACGGGGGUGUCUUCUGCUGUAGAUGAGGCAGCGGCUAUUGCAGAGAUCGAGGUUCAGGUGUAUGGAGAUGAGGUUGAGACUGCUGCAACAGAGUUUGCAGAAAGUGAGGAGGUAAACGGUUCCAUUCAAGACGUGGACAUCAGCACGAACUGCGAGCCCCAAGAGAGAAAGAGUGAACAGCUGCUUAUGCAAAGAGAGAACCCGUAUCAGGACGUUGCAGCUCUGGACCGAGAGCGGGCGCUGCUGGACAGGGAGAGGGCGGCGACGGAGAGGGAAAGGGCCGUGAUGGAAAGAGAGAGAGCGGUGAUGGAGAGGGAGCGGGCCGUGAUGGAGAGGGAGAAGCUGAUGCUGGAGAAGGACAGAGACGCUCUGCGCAGCGAGAGGCUGACUCUGGAAAAGGAAAAAGCAAAGUGGCUGAGACUUAUGGUGCAAAAAGAGAGAACGGAGGAGGUCACAGAGGAUGACAGCAAGGUGAUGAACUCUGAUGCAGUGGAUAAAAGAGAGCGAGUUCUUUUUUUGUUGGAAAAAUUGGCAGAGAACAUUUAAAAAUAUAAAAUAAAAUUAAUACCAUGA